Messenger RNA from Colius striatus (speckled mousebird), 1891 nucleotides. RefSeq names its product acrosin-like. The transcript has 10 exons. The record is from RefSeq and is a predicted model, not a curated record. NCBI's taxonomy places the organism in Eukaryota, Metazoa, Chordata, Aves, Coliiformes, Coliidae. Bases 1 to 1752 code for a protein of 583 amino acids. Gene Ontology annotation, biological process: proteolysis; acrosome reaction. Gene Ontology annotation, molecular function: serine-type endopeptidase activity.
AUGAAGCUUCUGCUCAUCCUCAUCGUGCUGGCCCUGUAUUGCAGGCCUGCAAGCAGCUCAUGGGAAAGCUGUAGCUGCAGGCUCCAGCUCAAGGCUUCUUUGUCUGAGUCGUUGCGCAUCGUGGGUGGCACAAAUGCGGCUCCGGGGACCUGGCCCUGGAUCGUCAGCCUCCAGCGCCCCUGGGGAAAACGCACCAAGCAUUACUGUGGAGGGUCCCUCAUCAACCCACAGUGGGUGCUCACAGCAGCCCAUUGCUUCCAAAAGGCCAGGAACAUCACCAAGUGGCGGGUGGUGACCGGGACCACAAAGUUGUCUCAGCUGGGCCCCGAGGCCCAAGUGCGCCGCAUCAAGCGGCUGCUGCGUCAUGAGGGCUACCGGAGACCCAGGGCUGAGAAUGACAUUGCUGUGCUGGAACUGGACCAGCCCAUCCAGUGCAAUGAGCACGUCCAGCUGGCCUGUUUGCCUCAACCCCAAGAUGUGAAGGUGUUGGAGCUGAAAACCUGCUACGUUGCUGGUUGGGGAUCCACAGUUGCACGAUCCACGAGACCCAAAUUACCUGAUGUGCUGCAGGAGGCCAAGGUUCAUCUCAUUGAUACCAAGCUCUGUAACAGCAGCCAGUGGUACACAGGGGCUGUGCACAGCUACAACCUGUGUGCCGGGUACCCACAGGGUGGUAUCGACACCUGCCAGGGUGACAGUGGUGGUCCCCUCGCCUGCCAAGACAGCCACGCUGACUACUACUGGGUCGUUGGAGUGACCAGCUGGGGGAAAGGCUGUGCAAGAGAAAAACGGCCUGGGAUCUACACCAGCACUCAGCACUUUUAUAACUGGAUCCUGGAGCACAUGGAAGGGGCGAGAAACCUUUCACAGAUGACCCAGAAGAGAAAGAGGAGCCUGAGGAAGGAGAAAGAGGAGCCGGGCUCCCCGCAGGGCACGCUGGGGACACCAAGGGCAGGACACUGCGUCGACUUCUACCGGAGACUGCCGUGGUUUCGGGUGGUGGUCGGGGCCAACCAGCUGACUCUGACGGGCCCCGAGGUGCAGGUGCGAUACACCACGCGGGCGCUGCUCCACCAGAGCUACUUCAACGUCACCGACUACGACAUUGCCCUGCUGGAGCUGGACCGGCCCGUGGAGUGCAACCAGUACGUGCAGGUGGCCUGUGUGCCUCACCCCGCCGAUGUGGUGGUGUCCCAGCUGAGAGACUGCUACAUCGCUGGCUGGGGCCAGACCACCGCACGAACCCACGGAUCCGACGUGCUGCAGGAGGCCAAGGUGCGCCUCAUCGAUGGCAGGCUGUGUAACAGCUACGAGUAUUACAGGGGGAAACUGCACAGCUACAACCUGUGUGCCGGCUACGCGCAGGGCGGCAUCGACGCCUGCCAGGGUGACAGCGGGGGCCCGCUGGUCUGCAGAGCUGCGGGCGCCAACUUCUUCUGGCUGGUGGGCGUGACCAGCUGGGGGGCAGGCUGUGGCAGAGCGCACAGGCCCGGGGUCUACACCUCCACCCAGCACUUCUACUACUGGAUGCUGCAGCAGAUGCACUCAGCAGGAAGGGCUGCUGCUCUCACCCGGGCGUGGAGACGUCUUCCCACCGACUCGGGGCCCUUUCCGCGGCCCAACCCCGAACUAGUCCCGGCACCAGAACCAGCGGACGGCUUUGGGCCCUGCCAACUCCCCAUCAGCUCACUGGCUGAUUUCUUCAGUUGUCUUGGGGAGCUGCUGCGGGGCCUGAGGGGAAAAGUGGCUUGAGCAGCAGGACUGUGCUGGAUGUGCAGGGCUGGGCUCUGCCCCUCUCCUUCGUUGUAGCUCCUUAGCAGUAGGCGUUAGGUAGGAGGAAGUAGAAGCUGAAAAGCUGUUUGCAGAGAGUUGUAAAAAUAAAAGGUUGAAA